Molecule: messenger RNA, 904 nt
Organism: Aethina tumida (small hive beetle)
Lineage: Eukaryota; Metazoa; Arthropoda; Insecta; Coleoptera; Nitidulidae
Product: pyrimidodiazepine synthase
Exons: 5
Coding region: 27-851 (274 amino acids)
Biological process (GO): glutathione metabolic process
Cellular component (GO): cytoplasm
Molecular function (GO): glutathione transferase activity; glutathione dehydrogenase (ascorbate) activity
Source: RefSeq, a predicted model, not a curated record
AAUAUAAUAUCAUAAACCACAACUCUAUGAAAGAGCGGUUUUACAAUCUAGUCGCCGGUAUAAAAACGAUUGUUAAGUUGCUGGGUGUGAACGGGAACUCGUUUCCAAACAAAUACGUGUCAAAAAUGUCGGAAUUACAUUUGGGAAAAGGUUCAGAACAACCACCUAAAACCGAAGGACUUCUGAGGCUGUACUCGAUGAAAUUUUGUCCUUAUGCUCAAAGAGCUAGGUUAGUUCUGAAGGCGAAACAAAUUCCUCACGAAAUUGUCAAUAUUAAUUUACAUGAAAAACCUGAAUGGUACUCGAACGUGCAUCCAGAAGGAAAAGUACCGGCUUUGGACACAGGAUCUAAGGUCGUGGUCGAAAGUGUGGUCAUAAGUGAUUACUUGGAUGAAAACUAUCCGAACAAUCCACUGUAUUCUAAUGAUUCGGAGACUAAAACCGCCGAAAAAGAACUCAUCAAGAAAAUCGAUGCAGUCACAACCGUGUUUGCGAAAUGCGUUUUCGGUUUAGAAAAGAAAACACCAGCAGAAUGGCUAACAGACUUCCUGGCUGUUUUGGAGGUUUUUGAAAAGGAACUGGCCGGAAAGGGAACUCCUUUAUUUGGAGGUGAUAAACCAAAUAUGGUUGAUUACAUGUUGUGGCCGUGGGGUGAGAGAGCAGGUGUUGUGGCUUUGGCUUUGAAAGAGAAACUUCCGAUUGAAGAUGGUCAACUUCCGUAUUUGAGGCAAUGGCGGAAGGAAAUGAGGAAACAACCAGCCGUGGAUGCUAUUUACAAUGGGCCAGAGAGAUUCUGGAAGGUUGCCGAGUGCAAAGUAUUGGGAACAGUUCCAAAUUAUGAUACUGCUUGAAUAUUUUACUUGCACUUUUAUUUAAAUAAUUAAAUAAAGGAUAUAAUGAUGUU